CGCUCUCACCCACCCUUCCACCCACCUUGACACCCAUCCACCCACCUGGCCGAUGGACAGAUAAAGGCGGCUAAGCUUUGUUUAAGAGGCUACCCGGUCCGUUCCAUCUCGUUAAUAUAUAUUCAGUGGACACGAAAGCCUCGAUAGCUGAAGAUUUGACUCACCGUGUAAUUUACAACACGAAGCCUCAGAGAUGCGGCUCUGAUAGCACACGGGCAUAUUAAGGAUGUUAAAACCACUUAGCAAAGACCAUACUUGUACAAGUCAUCAUCGCGAGAAGGAGAAACAGAUUUUCCGAGGCCUUCGAGGAGAAAUAGAUUUACUGAGGCACUCGAGGUUAACAGAUACAGAACUCUGCGUUUAACACAAACGAUGGAUUUACGCGUUCGGAUGGACGCUUUGUUUCUGAUAGCAUGGGGAUUGCUGCUGUUAGAUGAAAUGACUUUAGCACAAGAAGGCGUUGACUGGCCAUGCGGAUACUCGAGCCUUGAAUGUGAUAACUUAAACCGGUGGGAGCUGGGGCCGUGUGAGGACAUCUACUUUGUUUGCAAGAACACUGUAGAAGGCAUGAAGUGGGUGAUGAAGAUGUGCAUUGUGGGACAGCAGGGGAUGUGCAGGACGGUGACAUACCAGUCAAGUUUCUUGGAUGAUUAUAUGUGCAUGAAUUUUUGUGGUUUAGACCCUGUAAUUCGGCUACCAACGACUACUACCGCACCAUCAACUACUGCGUCAACAACAACAACAACAACAACUACCCGAUCAACAAGCACCCGACCAACGACAACGGUUCGACCUUCCACGACUACCCGACACACGGCGGUCCGACCGACGGUUUUCCGACCUAUAACUACCCGCCCAACACCAACACACCCGAAAACUACCCAUCCUGCUAUCACAAUACCCAGCAUUAUUUACCCCACACUUAUAAUUCCCACCAGAUCAACGUCAGCUGUCCCCACAUCUACAACCAGACCCACGACUACAACUAGACGGUAUCCCAUCACUUCUCAACCGACGAAAUCAAGCACAACGGCACAGUCUUCUACAACAACAGAAAAUGGCGGAAACACACAAAACCCAAACAAUUCAAUGCCAUCUUCAACUAUUACAUCUACCUCUCCAACUGCGAGAAGACCCAGUGUUUUGCCGUUUGAUGAAAACAGUUAUAACAGGCCAACAACUGGCGAAAGCAUUGCUACAGGGAGCACAUCUACCGCAAUUACACCGAUUGCGACCGGCACAACUGAGUAUGUCACAACUAAUGCAACCUCGGACACUACAAGCAGCACUUCUCAGGAUUUGGUUCUUACUACCAGGAAAGACACCGGCCUGAGUGAUAUCCCGAUAACUGUAUUAAAAGGAGACGAGAUAAGUGAUGGCGCCGUAGCAGUAACUGACGACACAGGAUUUAUAAUUGGUGGUGCUUUAGGAGGUGUCUCUUUGCUUGUGUUGUUAUUCAUUGCCGUCAUUUGUGUGAAAAAUUCGGAGUCUCUUGGAAGGUGUAAUAAGUCCAAAGACACUCCUGAUAUUAGGGAAAUCAUGCGAAAUAGGCGGCCUGAAGAUGGCGCUUUGGGCUAUCCAAACUACAUCGAUAACUCCAUAAUAACGGUUCCCCCAAGACGGGCCAUCCUCAGUAACGACAAAUCCCAGACGUACUUGUACGAGGUGCCAUCACGGGGGUCAGUUGGAAGCGCUAACAGCUACCAAGUUUUACUCAGUGAUAACUCCCUAUACGAUCCCAGCACCGGGGAACCUGUUUAUUCUGUCCUGGAGGAAAAGUCAACUCCCGCCAGACGUGAAGGGAACGCGCGAGACAGUCUACAAUCCUUUAUUUAUGUAGGAGGCCCAGCGACGUCUGAAAAUGGAGACUACAGUGAAAUCAACUCUCAGUCUGGUAAUUCGGAAUAUUCGCAAGCGCGUGGGGACAUGCCUUAUAGGGGAGUUUCUUCAUUCAAGAGCGAUUCACCGAGGCUAUAUAACACCGUAUCGUCGAUAAAGAGCACUGCUUCCAAGCCCCGUAAUGGUGAGUCCUCUUUGAGGAAUAACGGACCCAGGCUCUACAACGGUAGCUCCUCUUUGAGGAGUAAUCCAGCUAGGCCCUGUACUAGCGGAUCAUCUGUGAAGGACACUUCAUCUAGACCUUGGAACUCUUUUAGAAGAAAUGCAUCCAACCCGUACAACGGUGUUUCAAGCUUCAAAGGAAAAAUACCAGAAUAUUUGGAAGUCAUUGACGGUUCUCGUAAUAGUUCUAAUCGGCCUAGCGGCAACGAUAAUUCCCAAGGGCAAACUAUGUCGAAACCUGUGGAAGAGCACGACUAUUUCGUACUGGAAAAUCCCGAGGAAACGUCUCAAAGUCCCAGUGGCUCUGAAAUAAUACACGACUAUUAUGAGCUAGAAAACCCAAAUGAAUAACUUCCAUCAGAUUUUCUCAGAAGUGACGCAACUUUCUUCAUUCGUUACAGCUGUGAUGUAUCAUAUCCAGUCCAGACGUCCAUUUAAAUAGUAUGAGAGGCAAAUCAAAUGGUUAAGGCCAUAAGAAAGUUUAUAGGAAGUAAACCUUGUAUACUGUAUACUGUAUACAGCAAAGAACUUGUAAAUUACGUGUCUACAUCAUGUCGUAUUGCCUGUAUGACUUUAACGUUAACUUUCCUGAAACAGUUUUUAAAAUGGCGGUAGAAUACUUUCAUGGCCAUAAGUUGUCGGUGCGUUUUGGUGCCGUAAGUGGUGUUGAAAAGUGUUGUUAGUAGUGUGGUAAAAAUUGAAAGUAUUCAUAUAGAUGGUUAUAAUCACUAAUAGGAGCUAGUAUUCUUCCAGAUAGAUAUAUCGGGUAGAACACUGUAAUUAAUAGUAUGAUUUCCUUAUAUUUUCCUAUUAUCAGAGAAUAAAAACGUACAAAAUGAA
Lingula anatina is the source of this 2901-nucleotide messenger RNA. RefSeq lists its product as uncharacterized. NCBI's taxonomy places the organism in Eukaryota, Metazoa, Brachiopoda, Lingulata, Lingulida, Lingulidae. The record is from RefSeq and is a predicted model, not a curated record.